GUUCUGGAGUUUUAGCCAAGAAAGGUGAGACAGGGAAGUUUUACUGUGGAAUGAAACUGUUGACAUGUACAUGCUGUGACGGACAUUGCGGACCAGAAAAUGGGUGUAACUGUGAUGCUUGUGCUGCCCUUGACAAGGAGGAGGAAGAGAAUGGGGCGGAGCUUGCUCGAAAACCUCCACCUGCUGGUCCCAUGAUUGACAGCUGGACAUGGGGAGAGGAACCAGACAUUGCAAAGUUAGAAGCAUGUCUCAAGUCAUUGCUACACGAGAAUCAGCAGUUAUGUACAGAGGCAGCGUGCACUUCCCUGUCAACCACAAGACUCCAGCAACGGCUGGCUGUGCUCGAGCGCUACUUCAGCGCCGUCUCCAGGCAAACACCACCGGAGAAAAGUGGUCCAUCCAAAAAGAGUCAGGCAAAUCAAACCAAUCUGAACAAACAGAAAAGCAAUAUAAAACCAGCAGAGAAAGCAACCAUGGGCCUGGCUAGAGUAGGGUCUCGGGCAGCACUUAGUUUCGCCUUUGCUUUCCUCCGACGAGCAUGGAGAUCUGGGGAAGAUUCGGACCUGUGUUCAGAGCUGUUGCAAGAGUCCUUAGAAGCCCUGCAGUCCUUGCCAGAAGCCAGUUUGUUUGAAGAUGGCUCUGUUUCUGGCGUUUGGCUGGAUGUGGUAGAAAGAGCUGGGAAGUUUCUACAUUCUGUUGUUGCUGGAGAUUUGAACUCCUCUAGUGCAUCAAGUGGGAGAAGAGCCAGUCCCUGUUCAAGACCAGCAAGACAGCUCUGGCUCUCAUCCUAG
Ruditapes philippinarum (Manila clam) is the source of this 791-nucleotide messenger RNA. Its product is annotated as E3 ubiquitin-protein ligase HERC2-like. The record is from RefSeq and is a predicted model, not a curated record. Bases 51 to 791 code for a protein of 246 amino acids. The transcript is spliced from 5 exons. NCBI's taxonomy places the organism in Eukaryota, Metazoa, Mollusca, Bivalvia, Venerida, Veneridae.